AUGGUGUGGUUCCAGUGUGAGGACUGCGGGGAGAACCUGAAGAAACCGAAGCUCCUGAAUCACUUUAAGAUCUGCUCGGCCUACAAGGUGAGGGGGGAGGAAUCCUCAGACCUUGACGUCCCUUUCAUGCACGACGCUCGUGGUGCGUUAGUGAUCUGCAUUGGAUUACUCUAAUUGCCGGUGGUCUGAUCUCUUUCAAUGCGAGCAGCUCUCGUGCAUUGACUGCGGCGAAAUCUUCACCCAACAAACCGUUCAGGGCCACACGCAGUGCAUAACCGAGGCGGUUCGUAUGCGUUCGUCGCGACCACUAGACUUCGCGUGUGCAUUGAAUUAUAUGCCUUUUAUUCUUGCUUUUUUAUAUGAACGUGAUGGAGUUUGGUUAUCUCUUGGAUUUUCUUUGCGAGUGUAUUGCAUUGGAAUCGUCCUUUGCAGGACGGUCCGUCUUUUAGAAGAGGACUUCUUUUGGGCGACCUUUAAUUAAGCUCUUCUCACUAGUUAUAGCUUGGACAGAACGUCACAUUUGUGCUCGAAUUGUGAACGUCCUUCUGUAUUGGGUCUUAUUGCAAUGUUUUUCUUUUUCAAGCCCCGAUGAUGGCAAAUGGCAAAGCCGACCUGGUUCUUCAUAUGGAUUCAUUUCAUCGGAUGGGGAGGGGAGAGUAAAAUGGUUUAACAAUGGUCACAUGCUGCAAACCUUCAGGAGAAAAACUAAGUCUUAUUUUAUUAUACUUCAUAAGGUUUCGUGCAUGAGCUUUGGAAAAUGAUUUUUUUUUUUUUUUUUUUUUCCCUACGACUUGUGGAUAGUCUAGCAUUCCCUUCGUUUUCACCUGAAGUGGAUAAACAAAUACUCCUGUCAAAUAAGGCAUUGUUACUUCCGUGGUCGUUUGUUACUUAUCCUGGAAGCCUUUCUUAUCCCCAUUUUCGAAGGCCUUUGGAAUUGGCAUGGCCAGAUACUUGAAAUCCCUUAACGCUUCUAAAAAUAUUUCUUAUCCUAUAUCUAUUGUGCUCAAAGGACAAAUGAAUGUUUUUUUAUGAUGCGAUGGCAAAACACGGCCUUCUGUUGCUUUUAUGUUCAUUAAAGGUUUACACAUAAUUUUUUUACUUCCCUCAGAAAUGAUUCCUUGGAUGUUAAAAUUAAUGUUACCCAUCUUCUAGCAGAUAUUACCUCUGAGCUCUAAGUGGUAAAUUUAUUUCAUCAAGAGAUGUCCGUUCCUGAUAUUAGCAUUUUUCAUUUGCAAUUGAUUUUCUUGAAUUUUCAGGCCUUCUUAAGUUCACAUAAUAAACUCAUCACCUUUCUCAGGAGAAAUAUGGUCCAAAAGAUCAAGCAAAGUCUGCUCACAAUGCACAAAACAAGGUUAAUAAACCAAAACCAGGCUUGGAUAUUGAUAUCAAUGUGGGACUAUCUACACACCCUCCUUGGUUUUGUAGGUAAAUGGAACUCCCUGAACUCUUUUUAUCAGUGUAUGCCUUAUAUUCCUUUCCUAUUUAUUGGACUAAAGUGCGACUAAAGUGGUCAGGUUAUCAAAGAUGUCAGUUGUUCAAUGGCUUUAAGGUUUAGAUAAAAAUAAAAGAGAGGACUAUUAAUGGAGAAGCUUAAUGAGCUCCCCGAAAAAUCUUCUAACCAGCAUUUAUAAUGUACUACAUAUAUUGCUUUUAAAACUAUUGUUUUGCAUGCGCAGCUGAAUCAACUUCUUUUGACUGACUCGUGUCCACAGCCUCUGCAAUACCACGACCACAAGUAAGCAGACACUGCUGCUCCACGCAGAUGGCAAGAAACACAGGGGCAAAGCCAAAGCAUUCCAUGCAUCUAAGAACCAAACAGACAAGCCACAAGUGUCUGCUGCAAACAAGGAUGACAUCAACGGCGUCCCUAAAAUAGAUUCUGCUGAUAAAAAGAGUGCAGAUAUUUUGGAUGAAAUGAAAGCACCAUCCGGGCCAUUUAACACCGUUGCAAUUUCUGUGGGAGAAGAAGAGAGUUUGCCAAAGAAAAAACGAAAAGUUGACGCACCAGAUCAUAUAGAACAUGAUGAUGUAACUGAGAUGGCUGAUGGGGAGGUGAUCCAAUCAAAUGAAAAGGUUGCAAAAACUGGCAAAAGGCUAAGGAAUUGUGCCGAGUCAGUGCAGAUUGGCCAUCAUCAAGAUACAAAAGACCCUGCUAAGGAUUCUUCAGAGCAGAAGAUCAGAUGGAAGAAACUUAUCGUUUCCAUCUUGAAAUCAGUAUGUCUCGCGUGGCAACCAUCUUCAUUUAGAAAUUUCAUAUUGUCACAAUUCUCAUAUAUGCCAAUGAUCCUACUGUGUGUCGUUGGCCAUUUUUGCUGCUUUAUCUUCUUUAUAAUUCCAUAAUGCUCCCGUCUUCUCUUCCACUAAAGUCCGACAUAAUUGCUCAAAGGUAUCACAUUUCACAUCAAAGAAACGAAUGAUGUCACCUUCAAUUAAAGAGAAUAAACCCUCGUAACAGUUCGUCCAGUUUCCUUUAUUUUAUGUGAAGAUUCUCAAGACGCAUGGGCUAAUAGAAUAUUCAUCCAUCUCAUAAGUUUUGCCGCUUAACAACUUUGGAUUUCUUCAAACCGUACAAAGCGGAGACUUAACAUAUUCGUCUAAAUGCAGCAUCCAGAUGGAGUUUUGAAGGUGAAAAAGCUGCAGAAACUGGUCAAAAAGUCUCUUCAGGAGUCCGGUAUGACUGAAGGCAAGGACCAACUUCAGACCAAGCUAAUGGACAAGGUCUGUGGAGUUGAUCAUAUCUAUCAUGGCUUAGCAAUAGCUCCUUGGGGCUGACACCCAGCUCUUCUCAUGUGCAGAUAACAUCCAGCUCUCGAUUCAUUGUUGAUGGCAAGUACAUUCAUUUGGCCAACAAGACCAAAUCCUCCUGA
Messenger RNA from Spirodela intermedia, 2867 nucleotides. Lineage: Eukaryota; Viridiplantae; Streptophyta; Magnoliopsida; Alismatales; Araceae. The record is from the annotation of a GenBank genome assembly.